Messenger RNA from Menidia menidia (Atlantic silverside), 1179 nucleotides. The record is from the annotation of a GenBank genome assembly. NCBI's taxonomy places the organism in Eukaryota, Metazoa, Chordata, Actinopteri, Atheriniformes, Atherinopsidae.
AUGACGAACAUCAACACAGCCAACAUCAAUUUUAAAUGGGACCCAAAGAGCCUGGAGAUACGUACCCUGGCAGUUGAGAGGCUACUGGAGCCUCUAGUGACCCAGGUCACAACCUUGGUGAAUUCCAGUAACAAAGGUCCUUCUAACAAGAAGAAAGGCCGCUCCAAGAAGGCUCAUGUUUUGGCUGCAUCAGUAGAGACUGCCACCCAGAACUUUCUGGAGAAAGGAGAAAAGAUUGCAAAGGAAAGUCAGUUCCUUAAGGAUGAGCUGACUGCUGCUGUGGAAGAUGUUCGAAAGCAAGGUGAGUCCAUGCGGCAGGCCUCCGGAGAGUUUGCCGAAGACCCCUGUUCCUCUGUGAAGAGGGGCAACAUGGUUCGAGCCGCCAGGGCCCUCCUCUCUGCUGUUACCCAUCUGCUGGUGCUGGCAGAUAUGUCUGAUGUCUACAAACUUCUUCUGCAGCUUAAACUGGUGGAGGACAGUCUGGUAAAAGUGCGCAAUGCAGGUACAGAGCAGGACCUGGGAAUCCAAUACAAGGCCCUGAAACCAGAAGUAGAUAAACUGAACAUCAUGGCUGCCAAGAGACAGCAGGAGCUAAAGGACGUCCAUCAUAAGGACCAAAUGGCUGCCGCCCGUGGGGUGCUCCAAAGGAACAUCCCCAUGCUGUACACGGCGUCCCGGGCCUGCCUGCAGCAUCCUGACGUGGCCGCCUACAAGGCGAACCGUGACCUGAUCUACAAGCAGCUGCAGCACGCCGUCUCCGGCAUCUCCAACGCCGCCCAGGCCGCGCCCACCGAAGACCCGGCACUCAAUCACCCAGCAGGAGGUGGAGAACUGGCAUAUGCCCUCGACGGUUUUGAUAAACAAAUAAUUGUGGAUCCCCUGGCGUUCAGCGAGGAGCGUUUUCGUCCAUCGCUGGAGGAGCGCCUUGAAAGCAUCAUCAGUGGAGCUGCCCUCAUGGCUGACUCCUCAUGCACACGUGAUGACCGCAGGGAGCGCAUCGUGGCUGAAUGCAAUUCUGUGCGCCAGGCUCUUCAGGACCUUCUGUCUGAGUACAUGGGAAAUGCGAUACGCGAUCAUUUUCAUCUGCCUGAAGAGAACAUACCUGCCAACUGCUGCGGGGGUCCCCUCACUUCCCCUUUCCUGUCCGGCCCAAAGCGCUCACCACUUGGCACUCCUUAA